Tripterygium wilfordii is the source of this 1645-nucleotide messenger RNA. Its product is annotated as E3 ubiquitin-protein ligase At4g11680-like. The transcript is spliced from 4 exons. Bases 626 to 1645 code for a protein of 339 amino acids. Lineage: Eukaryota; Viridiplantae; Streptophyta; Magnoliopsida; Celastrales; Celastraceae. The record is from RefSeq and is a predicted model, not a curated record.
AAAAAAACUUGCGUUUAUCCUAAUUUUCUUUUGAGUAGACAGAAAGAGAGAGAGAGGGGAAGUGAUUUGCAGUUUUGAGGAAGCUGUUGGGUUUCUCAGCUUUGCUUCUAUAAUAAACAAAAACCUGAAGGAAGUUAGGCCAACAGUUAGCUUCCCUCCAAACCAUCUGAUUCUCUUGGAACCAAAGCAAACCCCUUUUGCAGUUUGAUUCUUGGUCACCAUCUGAUACCCAAGCCUCACCUUCUUCCUGUCUUAUUCAUCCAAUAGUUUGCUUUCUAUUGGGGCUCUAUCCAUAAAUACCCAAUAGAGGUUUUCUAGUUGUGUCAUAUGGUGUUGUGGUUUCAGGUUGUUCACUUAAGGGAGUGUUCUUGAAGUUGUGAGCUUUUUCAAGCUAAGAGGUAUAUAAAGCUUCAAUAUCCACAAUACUUGGCCACAGCUGCCACACCUUCUAGGUGUUUGCAUAUAUGCUUAGCCCAGAUGAAUUUUCAUGAUUAUUCAGGUUUUUCGAUCAAAACCCUGUUGUCAAUUGUCCAGCUUUGUUUUUCUUAUUUGACAAAAGUUCAUGCUAUCAUAAAGACUAUUUGAAAGCUUGAAUCUUGCUUGGAUCAAUACAAGUUUUGUGCCAAUGAAUAACCGUUACUUUUUUGCAACGGAUACCUCGUGUAAUUCAAGUUCUGCAGUUCCAUCAAUUUCUUCACCUGAAGAAGAAGAUCCUAUGGUUUUAGAGGCACCGAAUGGUCCUUCCCGUGCCCCGCCUCCUUCGUUCUUGAUAAGAUUGGCCAUGAGGGUAUCUAGAGCAAGGUGGUUCACCUUCUUAAGGAGGGUUUUCCACUAUCAGAAUGGAUCAAGAUCCAAUCUUGGGUCGAACCCUUUCAAUUCCAGUACUUGGAUGAUGCUUGAAUUGAUAGCUUUAGUUGUUCAAAUAAGCAUCACAACCUUCACCGUGGCUGUUUCCAAGGGGGAGCAGCCUGUUUGGUCUAUGCGAAUUUGGAUUGUUGGUUAUGAUAUUGGCUGUGUCCUUAGUCUGCUGCUGCUCUAUGGACGUUGCCGGCAACUUUAUGUUCCUCAAGGAGAUGGUCUUAGCCUUGCUGAUUUGGAGCAACAGAGAAUCAGUGAAGAAUCAAGGAAUUCACAUUUGAUGAACAAGUGCCGGACUUCAUUGGAGUUGUUCUUUGCUAUAUGGUUUGUGAUGGGUAAUGUCUGGGUGUUUGAUUCUCGCUUUGGAUCAUUCAAUCGAGCUCCAAAGCUUCAUGUGCUCUGCAUCUCUCUUCUUGCUUGGAAUGCUCUCUGCUACUCAUUCCCAUUUCUCUUGUUUCUACUGCUAUGUUGUUGUGUGCCACUCGUUAGCAGCUUGCUCGGUUACAACAUGAACAUGGGUUCUGCUGAAAGAGGAGCUUCCGAAGAUCAGAUUUACGGGCUACCCAGUUGGAGAUACACAGAAGUUAAUACCAAGUUAGCACUUGACAAUGAUGUUGAGUCCAAUUCAACUGAUGAUCCAGAAUGCUGUAUUUGCCUGGCCAAGUACAGAGCAAAGGAAGAAGUGAGGCAGUUGCCAUGUUCUCAUAUAUUUCACCUCAAAUGUGUGGAUCAAUGGCUCAAAAUCAUUUCUUGCUGUCCACUGUGUAAACAAGAAUUGGAGAGAUAG